AUGCGUGCGCCUUCGACUUUCGCCGCGCUUCUCCGAGACUGCGACGCUUUCCACGAUGCGUCGUUUCCUCUCUUUGUGACUGUGUCCUGCGAUCCCGCAGACCCCUGGUCGUCGCUCGUUCGCGUGCAGCAUGAAGUUGACGCGUUCGCUGCCCGCUGGGCGUCUCGCUCUCCUGCCGCGACGCCGGCUGCUUCUAUGGAGGGUUCAGAACAACAGGCGCCGACUGCCUCGCUGCCUCUGUGCACAGCCCAGGAUGCGGCAGUUCCUGGACUCGCGCAAGCCGAGAAAGGAGGGGAAAGUGGCGAAGAAUCCGCCGACGCAGCGGCGACCACAGAGCCUCCGCCAUCGGAGGUGUACGUGCAGGAGGUUUGGGCGAGCGACUUGUGCGACAGGGAAGGAAAGGGGCGCACGCGGCACCAGUCUCUGCACGACUGUUUUCUCAGGUUUCUAGCUGCCUCCGCCAAGAGGAAAGUCCUUCUCCUCAUGAACGCCGACGCGUGGCUCCUCUCUCCCUACCCGCUCUCUGGCCUUCUCCCUGCGGUCGCGGAAGCAGAUCCGCGAGCCGACGCCGCGGCAAACACCUCUCCUGGCGCCCGUUUGGCUGCGGCGCUUGGCGAGGCUCUAGCGGCGCAGCUCGAAGACAGCGACGAGGAGGAAGGCGACGAAGAGGAAGGGCCCCGCGAGCGAGAAGAGGGCGACGACGGGCAAGCGGGCAAGCUGCAUGCCCUCUCUCAUGGAUCGAACCGCCGGCAGUGUGCGCGCGCCCGCUGGCGGGCGCGCGAGCAAGAAGACAUCGAAGAGGAACUCGGGAGUCUGCUUCGCUGGCUGCAGGAGGCACUUCUCCUUCAGAUGCAGCCGCGUGAUGACGAUCUGUUGGCGGGCGAGGAUGAGCGCCUUCUCCUCGAACAUGCAGUGGGCUUCCUCUCUGAGAGCGACUUCACUGAUCGUGCGAAGCCGAGCUGGUUUCCCUCGCUGCCCACGCUGUCUGAGCGGGGGCGCCGCGCGUCGCCUGGCUGCCCUUCGACGCUCGCCUCCUCGCGUGCGCCCUGCGCGCUCGUCGUAGCCAUCCUCCACCAGCCACUUCGCGCUGGGACGCUCUUUGACAGGAUGUUUUCUCUCCACUUCGCGGCGUCACAGAUUCGCAGUCGAUGUCCGCGGAGUCUGCGCGAGGCGCGCGGACUCAGUGAAGCAGAGGCGCGUGAGGCUGAAGCGGUGCGUGACGCCGAAGAGGCGAGUGACUUUGGAGAUGAGAGUCUCCGGCAAGCGGCACUGGGCGCGCUGGCCGCGUUGGCAGACGAGCCGAUUCUCGAGUGCGAAGAAAACUGGGACGAAGUUAUGCGGCGGAUUCUCCAUAGCCCCGCGGCAGCAGCAGCGACGCAUGCGGACGCCGACCGCGGGAGAGGCAGCAACGGCGAGGCGGAGGAUGCGGCGGAGCUCGGAGGCGGACGCGGACUGGAGCUGGGAGCAGAGAACAGGCAGACCCCCGCGCAGGCGCAUCCGCGCUGCGACACCGUCAAAUCUGAGUGGCUAGAGGGCGCAGAGGCGGAGGAAUACCGAGGCCGAUCGACGCGCGAGGAAGCCGAAGACGACGCGCUGACGGCGCAUGCGGAUUCGUGCGUUUUUGUGAACCGUCGGGGCGGUUGCGGCUCGCGUAGAAGUGAGGAGGGAGGUGCUCCCUCGGAUGCCGACGAGGACGGGGACGGCAGCGCUUCGUGCAUAAGUUGUAUCCCGUGGACUGAGGCAAGGGAUGACAACGGAUACAUCCUCGAUUCCAGAGAACGGCGCCUGUUGAAUGACUGGAAACGUCGAGCGGGCCUGGGUCGACCGGCUUCGAGUGGACUGAAACCAAGCUGCUUUCAGCCCCCUCCCCAUUCAGAUUCUUCCUCAUCGUCGCCUCCUCCUGCCCCUUUUUCUGUUUCCAUGUCAUCUGCUUCUUCGUCAGCUGAAUGCGCAGUUUCGGGUUGCGCGGCCGGCUGUGUGUCUGCUCAGUCUGCCUCGCCUGUCGAUCGGUCUGUGGCUGCCGGAGCCUCGGGUGCGCUUCGUUCUUUUUCUCUGCUCCCUCCGCCUCCCUUCGCGGCGCCGCUCGCCUUCGGAGACGUCUCCAUCCAUCCAGAGGGGCGACGCGGGCGCGCGGAUGAGCCCGCGCACACAGAAGGCAAUGCCAGUGAACCUGGUUCAAUCCGCGUCGCUUGCGGCAGCGCGAGCGACUCGUCACAGAGAGGGCGAGAGGCGGAAGACAGCGACACAGUGGGGAAGACGAGCCGCAGCCUCCUGGACGCCGAUGGUGAGACGUCCUCGCUCUGCUUGUUCGAGCAGGCGAACCUGAGUCGCGGCCUGCCUGCGCUCCAGUUUCUGCCUCCGGGCGGGGAAGCGCCGGCGUUUGUCGUCAGACUCCCCGCGGUCUCCGUGCGACAGCGUCCAGCAGCCGACACGGAGGACGAGAGCAAGGACGGUGCGCGAGGCACGCCCGCGCCUUCGAUGCGGCCUUCUUCCUCGUCUUCGUAUGAUGUUUCUUCUUUGCCUGCUUGUAAUCUGUCAGCUCCUGGAUCUGUGCCCGCCGAGAGAGAUGCGGCGGGCGCUGCGUUGUCUUCUGCAUCCACGGCGAGCGCGUCUGUCGGCGUCGCGCUGCCUGGGCUUGCCACCUCAGACGCAACCCCCGAGGGCGCGGGCGACUCAGAGGCCGCGGCCUGCAAGCGGCCGCCGCGCGGGCUGGAAUGGGGGGGAGGGGGAGGGCGAGAGGGGGGGGGUCGUGGCGGCGGCGCCAUUCACACGCACGUCGGCGAGCUGCUCCAGGCCCUCGUGGGGGGUUCGCAGCGCGCGCUUUUGAAGAUCUUCGCAGACGCUGCGGGCACGCGCCCGCAUGCAGCCGUGUGUGUCGAGGGGCUUGACGCCGCGCUCGGACUGAAAGGAGAAGGCUGGGAGGCGGAGGAUGUCAACGAAACUCCACGCAAGACCGAAGCCGCAAGAAGCCAGGGUAGCCAGAACUAUCCGCGCAGUGCGGCGAACGACGAACUCGAGGACGCCGGAUCGAGCGAGGAUGACUUCUUCGCGAGCGAGGCAGACAACGAAAGUGAGGUUUUCAGCGAUGAUAUAAGUGAAGACGAAGACGGCAGGUUUUCCGAGGAGGACUCCGCGGCGCACGAGGUUCAGCGAGACCUGGCUCAGUUCUUCGAGACGCUCGUUCAGGUGUAUGUACACCACUUGGGAGUCCCGCUUUGCUGCACCGUCAGCAUUCGCCCAGAAAGCGUUCCACCGGAGAUUCUUCGGUGUUUCACGCAGAUAAUUCUUCUGCGGCCUAUCCACUACUGCCUGGAACACCGCAGAAAGGCCUAG
Messenger RNA from Besnoitia besnoiti, 3333 nucleotides. RefSeq lists its product as uncharacterized. Bases 1 to 3333 code for a protein of 1110 amino acids. Lineage: Eukaryota; Apicomplexa; Conoidasida; Eucoccidiorida; Sarcocystidae. The record is from RefSeq and is a predicted model, not a curated record. The transcript is spliced from 2 exons.